This is a messenger RNA of Rhododendron vialii, 1771 nucleotides long. RefSeq lists its product as uncharacterized. The transcript has 2 exons. The record is from RefSeq and is a predicted model, not a curated record. NCBI's taxonomy places the organism in Eukaryota, Viridiplantae, Streptophyta, Magnoliopsida, Ericales, Ericaceae. Bases 43 to 387 code for a protein of 114 amino acids.
CCAGGUCGCAUUUCCCCUUUUCCUUCCAUCCCCACAUUCACGAUGAGAAGAUUAUCGAGGGGGAGGGUUGCUCCCACCACCACCAUCACCGGCGACGACGCUUCCACCUCCACUGGUGACCACGCUUCCCACCUCCACGUCCACCACCGGUACCCAACCCCAAGUCGUCUGUUCUCAAAUCCCCUCUCCCUAUCUCGGGCUGAUUCUCCUGGUCACCGCAGACGAGGGCAGCGCUCCCCACCGCCGGCGACCGCCACCACAACCGGCUUCUGGGCAGUCCGACGUUACCCCACCACGAAGAUUCAAGGCUCUGACCCGAUCAGAGGUGCUUGGCAUGGCAAAUUCAGAGAAAUUGUGCCUCGAGCAACGGCAGCGGCAGGUAAAUAAUUGUAUAUGUUUUGGCAUCUUGUUACACUAAUACUUGGUUUGCUGAUCGAAAUUCUAGAAGGAAAUAUCCUAGGUUUGCUGAUCGAAAUUCAAGUAGGUAUGAAUUCCAAAGUUCUUAGUGUGAAAUUCAUAUUCCUUGCUGCUCUAGUAGAUUGAUUUCAAGUUUAAUUGGAAUUGGGAGUUGAGUUUUUGUUAGGGAGUUGAAGAACUCAUGAAAGCCCUACUGAAUGUUUGGAUUUUGUGUAGUUUAAGUAGUUUAGAACAGAAAUUACUUGGUUUAGAAUUCUGCAGAAUUGGAAAAUUCAUGUUUGUCUGAUUUUGGGGAAUUUUAUUGAGAUAGUUCGAAAGUUCUUAAAUUUCUGAGAAUUUUACUGAGAGUUCCUCUAUGAGUCUUCUAUCUACAGUAAAAAUUUCAGGAUCAAGUUCGAAGUAUUGAGCUCUAUAGAAAUUCUUAACCUAGCAUCACUCAUUUUCGGAACUGUGCAGUCUGCACCGACACAUGUUGAGGAAACAGCCAUAAUUUUUAGCUCGAGCGAUGAAAUUACGAACCGCUUUCUGAUUUUGAAACUAGAUUCAUAGACCUUAAAAAAUAUGUGGAGUUUGUACCUUAGUUAUUUCUAUGCAAAGUCAGAUUUUAAGUUGAAGUUGAUGAAAUUGCAGAUUCUGAAAUUAUUUCUUGAGAUUGGUUGUCUAACUUCAUAUCUUUCACUCUAGGACCUUAUGUUCAUUAAAGAUAGGCUUAUUAGCAUCUUCUGAUCAUGUUUUUGUUGCUUAUGAGGUAAUUGUUACUUGAUAUGGCCUUGGUGGGAGUUCCACCGGCGUUUUGUUAUGGCUUAACCUCUAGGGACGGGCUAGGGUCGUUACACUAGCAGUCCACACAUGGUCCAACAACGAACAUGACUAACGAGAUUGCCAUGGCUCAACAACACACUGAGUUGGACUGACUGAACAGCAGCAGAGAAUGAGCAGCAGCAGCUGCUUUGACUAUAGGAUACCUUCUUCCCUUCUCAAAUGGAUGGACUGACUGAUCAUUGCUUCCAUGACCCAGCAUUCCAUAGUUCCAUAUGAUAAUUCACGAAGCUUGGGGAUUCUUGUAGGAUAUACGCUAGACACAAACUGGACACUACUUCCCUGAUCAUCAAAACUGCUACUAUCCCAGCAAGAGGGAGAGCACAAAGCAGUUCCACAACUCCAAAAUCAAGUUCUCCUUGGUGUAUGGAGCGUCCAGCCAAGAAGAGAUGUUAGCGACACUUAGGAUUUUUCUUUUUCAUUUUGCUUGUAAUAUAGCUUAGGGUAGAUGAUGAUGAUGAUGUUCGGCUCAUGCCUCUUUUGUAAAACAUUAUGUAUUCAUGUCGGCUAAAUUUAAAACUUUCGUUUCAAUUGC